Molecule: messenger RNA, 1465 nt
Organism: Pyrus x bretschneideri (Chinese white pear)
Lineage: Eukaryota; Viridiplantae; Streptophyta; Magnoliopsida; Rosales; Rosaceae
Exons: 1
Coding region: 46-348 (100 amino acids)
Source: RefSeq, a predicted model, not a curated record
UGAUUUAUACAAAAUAGCAUUAACACAACCAAGGCAGAGAGAGAGAUGGCGGGGGAUGAAGAUUGGAGGAAAACGGCAGAGACGACAAAAAUGAGUUCGGAGGAAGUGAAGAGAGCUGGACUGGAGGGAGCACAGAGGCCUCCCGGUCAUAACCCCGGCGGUGUUCUUCACCAGCGACGCGGUCUCCCCUUUGGCCCUAUCACCAUGGCAGUUACCGGCUUCCUCAUUGUCGGCGCCAUCGGCUACUUCACCCUGUACACCCUCAAAAAGCCCGAAGCCACCGCCGGAGAUGUUGUCAAGGUCUCCGCCAAUGUUGCCACCCCGGAGGACACUAGCCCAAGGAAGUAGCGCCUCAGGUCCUCCUCAGAACUGUGUAUUUUGUAUUUUUACCUUCUUCAUGCUUUUUGACAUUCGAAGAUGUGGCGCGCGGUUCUUAAUUGUAGCAGUAAUUUUAACAAAAUGAAAUCGCAUUUUUGUUUUUGAAUAAUAGUUGUGUUCAUCCGCCCGGUCGGUUCUUAAUUGUACCAGUUUAAUUAGGAUUUUCUACCCUUCAAAUUUCCUCCCGUUACUUCUCUUCUCACACUUUUCUGAGCCUCUCUAUAAAGAAGUCGCAUUUUUCUGUCUUUUAAUAUAAAGAAGUUAAGACAAAAUGUUGACGUAACUUUACCGUAACAGAUAACUGAAGAAAAUGGAGGAAUUUCUAUUUAUGACAAUUUAAGAAAGAAAUCCGAUCUAAUUCGAAUGUUGUAUGCAACUUGAUCUCUGCUCAAUUGUGACACCAACAACGUGAGAGUUGCAGCGUCGUUAUCACAUGUCUGUCGGGGAGAGCCAUGAUAUCCCCAUCCAACGACAAACUUUUUGGGUCCAUCUUAUAAAAGUUAGCCCUCCGUCAUAGGACCCUCCGUUUAAGAGUGGCAGAGACGGUGAACUGCCUUUUACUGCCUUCCACAAAUACACUGUUAAUUAUUUGCCCUCUUCAAUUCAUUCAAACAGACGGCCCAAAAUUGACAUGCACUGUUAAUUAUUGUCCUCUUCAAUUCAUUCAAACAGACGGCGGCGUGCAGAAGGUCAAAAAGGAUUUGUGUGGAGUGCACUCCCAUCCAACAGACGAUUGCAAAUGUAAGUAAAACCAUGAAAAUGGCAGUGUAGAAGUAGUCUUGAAAAAUAAACAAAUAGAAAUAUAAGAAAAUAUGACCUUGUCGGCUUUUUGUCAUGGUUCAAAAUUGAGCACAAAUAGGAUACAUUUUCGACAGCACAAGAAUCCAAAGUUAAUUGCAAAAUCUUACACUACUUGAAGAGAUAUUACCAUCUGUUUGCAUCUUCUGGGGAAGGGGGAGAGGAAGAGGAGAUAUCACACCUUGCCGAGCCCCAGUUUUGAGUUUAUUUGUCUAGUCGAUCUUCACCGAUGAGUAGAUGAGCCUCGUGAACCAAAAGCAGGCGUAGAAGCCAAUGGUUCCAGUGACAA